Ascochyta rabiei is the source of this 3063-nucleotide messenger RNA. RefSeq lists its product as uncharacterized. NCBI's taxonomy places the organism in Eukaryota, Fungi, Ascomycota, Dothideomycetes, Pleosporales, Didymellaceae. The transcript has a single exon. The coding region runs from base 1 to 3063 and encodes 1020 amino acids. The record is from RefSeq and is a predicted model, not a curated record.
AUGGCAAGCUGGAAGAUUGCUCCUGCGAAUUUGGAGGAGAGCAAGCUCGAGUAUACACCAUUCCUGGGAAGUCGCAAGUUCUUCGCAGUCGACGAUUCUGGGUCAACGGCAGGCGCUGUGCUCCGUCAAGAACGCGCCUUCGUUGAUGCCUUCCGCGAAAGUCACAGCAACGUUGCGGAUGCCAUCUCUCUGUGGGGCUCGAAUUGCGACACUCCUGGUACCCGGUUCAACUCAGUCAACUGGACUUCUGGUCACGGCGGUACCCAACCGAGCAAGAUUCUCGGGAAUGUAGCAGCCUUGAAAACCAUCAGGAAGGCAGAUGUCUGGUUCCUACUUACAGAUGGCGAAAUCUGGGACGCAGAUGUUCACCGACUCGCAGACCUUGCUCACGAAUCCGAGGUUCUUAACGUGCCCCUUGUUUUUGUCAUUACUGGAUCGCGUGGCAGCUCUCCAGGGACAGCAAAUAUCAGUGUUGGCAUCUCAUUCUUCGCUAGCUCGCAUGAUACUUUGAUCUUGUUCAAAGAAACGCAAACCGGCAAGAUCUACGUCAUCGCAGCCAAAGGAUGCUUCACUGAACUGGGAGGCUCUGCAGCGGCACGGGAUCUGGCCAGCUGGGUCGACCUGCCUGUUUUUGAAACCGAGGUCGAGUUCUUCACGCAUUGUAAGAAGAACAACAUCAAUGUCGUCAAGUCGGAGACGCGAGAAGAAAGCACCGGUGGGGUUAGCCUAGGUUCGACAUGGGAAGGGCAGCAUGACGGUCCUGUGAGAGUCAACCUUGAGUCCCUCCUUGGAUCUGGAUUCCUUUCAGAUACUGACGCGGCGAACCUUUUGGCCGAAGAGGCCUUCGACGCUCUUGCUAUUGCUUGCAAGACCCGACGACGCAUCCCCGAGCUACGCGCAUUUUUCCAGUCACAGAAAGUAGAGCAAGUGGCUCCAAAGCUUGAGGAUCGACACGGCGCAGCAGUCAUCAUCGCCAAGAUGGCAGACGCAGCGACGAGUGACGAGGACCGUAAGCACUUACAGGUCCGGUUGCGAGAAGCUCACACUGCAAAUCGUCGCGACUACCAGAAGAGAAUCACAGACUUUGCUGGUUCAAUCACCGAACAAGCUUUGAGGAAACGGAACCAAUCUGUAGAUGCAGCCCUCAGAUCACUUGCAUCCCUGGAAGCUGCCAGCUACAAUGCAGAUAUUAUAAGUCGGAGAAGCAACCGGGCUCGGCGCGCCGAAGUCGUCAACUCUACCCCUGCAGUUGACAUGGCGAAUCUAGACUUUGAUGCACCAUCAUGCAAAGGGUACUGCCUCAUCUGCUGUGGUGACGACGAGGUUAUGUCGAUCUGCUUCAAAGAGGCUGAUCCUGAGAACAAAGAAGACAACACAAGCGACUUUGCACUCAAUUUCCCGCUAGCCGCAGGAGCCUCUUUGAAGAACGUGAACCUGGUCUCAAGUCAGAACAUUUGCUUCCAAUGCGCAAUACUUGGACCUGAGGGCAUGUCCGUUUACAAAGAGAAAUUGACAGCAAUCAUCCCUGCUGUCCAGUACGAUGGAAGUAACAAAAAAUAUAUCAACGACCAGCUUUACUCAGCAUUGACUGCAAGGUUGGCCACUGGAGCUGCAGGGAUUGCGCAGCUGUUCAUGUCCAUACUUCAGAAGGUUAUGCAGACGAAAUCCUGGGCAGGAGCCGGCAUGGAGGCUUCACAUGCAUCUGCCGAUGAGCACUUUGAAGCUGUGCAGCGACGUAAGACGUUCCAGUGGAUGCUCAGUCAGCUCAUUCACAAUACGUACACGCGUGAGACUUUCAAUGAGACUGGAGAAUGGGUCAGGUUCCCCCAAGCUUUGUCGUGGGUAGCGAACGACUUCGAGAGCAACGGACUGGCAAGCUUCGCCGUUACUUACCCUGUGGCUGGUAUCGGCAGUCUACUAGCUGUUGGCCAGUAUACAGGUGCUUUCUCGGAGGACCUUGUCAAUCGACUGAAAGCAACCAAAGAGCUGCACUCUGUCGUUUCGAAGUACCUCGCAGACCUUCACACUACCCUCCAGCAAAGGUCUGCCAGCGAGGAUAGCCACCCUCAGCACUGGAAGCAGACAUAUCUCGAAUUGAUCUACCGCGACUUCAACGGCCCUUUAGUACCUGUUGAUCGCGGCGAGGCUUCUAUCCUCGAUGAUGUCGAAAGCUUCAAGCAGCGUCUGGCUGUGUGCUUGAGACAGGGCUCUGCUCCCGGUGACCCAGGAUCAGGAAUCCAUGCGGUCAUUAUGCGCAAGAUCCAGGUCAUCCUCUUUUGGCUCGUCUUCACGCAGCGCGGCCACUGCACAGCCCAGACCUUCUUCACGCGCACGAGACAUGACCAGCAUCUCGCCCCUGCUGUCCUCGACCCCAACCUCACUGUCCCCACAUCCUCAUACCAGCAAAUCCUCCUUUCCAUAUUCGCAAGACACGACGCAGACCUUAUAGACCCCGAACAAGCAAUUUCACACAAGACAGUUAUCCCCUUCGCCAAUCCCUUUGGCGCCUCGGUCCUACGCUGCGGAUCCGCUAGCUGCGGGCAGGUCUUCUGCGAAGCCAACAACCUCCAUCCCCAAGCAAUCACAAGCGACGCCGUAGAAGCCAUCCGACGAGCGCGCACAAAGCACCUCAUCGACGUCUUCGGUAUACGCGGGCGCUUCGAACGCUCCGACACGGGACUGCCGGAGCGCGCAGCUGCCGGACAGCCGCCCUCGUCGAUCCACACAAACCUCCACAUGACCAUUGUGCGCGAGUGGACGGAGCAGACACGGGACGCGAGACGAGCCAUUGUAGGCGGUGGAGCGGCCCGUGCCGAGUUUGUCCACGGAGUGCGCAGCCGGCUUUGCCAGCAAGGGCGAGGUGACAUCUUCAGCGCCCACACAGAGAGGGAUGUCGAGGCUCUGCUUCCGAGUUUCUUCGAGGCGCUUGCGGCGGCGUUGAGGGGGGAAGGUAAGAGUGCGGACGAUGUCGCCGUCUACUGUCAUGACUUUGCGAGGAAUCGGCUGGAGCAUAAGAUUGUGUAUGAGCUGAUGGAAGGGGCGUCUCAUGGGAUCUUGCGUUGA